This is a messenger RNA of Sceloporus undulatus (fence lizard), 2862 nucleotides long. It is a transcript of the gene CXCR5, whose product is annotated as C-X-C motif chemokine receptor 5. Lineage: Eukaryota; Metazoa; Chordata; Lepidosauria; Squamata; Phrynosomatidae. Gene Ontology annotation, molecular function: C-X-C chemokine receptor activity. The coding region runs from base 24 to 1121 and encodes 365 amino acids. Gene Ontology annotation, cellular component: membrane. The transcript has a single exon. Gene Ontology annotation, biological process: lymph node development; chemotaxis; B cell activation. The record is from RefSeq and is a predicted model, not a curated record.
GCUCCGACUACCUUUGCCCGGAAAUGGAGGGCAGCCCUGCAGACCAUUCAGCCAAGGUCCUGGUGCCAGUUGUCUACCUGCUGGUCUUCCUGCUGGGGGGUCUGGGCAACCUGCUGGUAAUGGUGAUCCUGUGGGGCUAUCGGCGCACCAGGAGCUCCACGGAGGUCUUCCUCCUCCACUUGGCUCUGGCCAACCUCCUCCUCGUGCUGACCUUUCCCUUUGGCGUGGCGGAGAGCCUGGCUGGCUGGGUCUUCGGCACCUUUCUUUGCAAAGUCCUCAGUGCCACCAACAGGAUCAACUUCUACAGCAGUAGCCUCUUGCUGAGCUGCGUCAGUGUGGACCGCUACCUGGCCGUCGUCCACGCACUGCGGACCUUCCAGAGGCAGCGGUCCCUCUCCGUCCAUGUGACCUGCCUGGCGGUGUGGGCCCUUUCCUUGCUCCUGACCAUGCCUGACCUGCUCUUCACCGAGGUCUGGGCAGAGAGCAGCAACCUUACUAUCUGCUACUUCAAGAAGUAUGGGGCCCACGGCAUCAAUGCGUGGCUGGCGACACGCUUCCUCUACCACAUUGUGGGCUUCUUCCUGCCCUCGGCGGUCAUGGGCUUUUGCUACACAGCCAUCGUGAGGGCCCUCUGCCGCUCCCAGCGCCUCCAGCAGCAGAAGGCCGUCAAAGUGGCCAUUCUGGUCACCUGUGUCUUCCUGCUCUGCUGGACUCCCUUCCACGUGGUCAUCUUCUGGGACACGCUCACCAAGCUGGAGGCCAGGAGGUGCAUGCAAGGGCAGGGGCUGGGCAUGGCCAUCGUGGUGACAGAGCUGCUGGGCUUCAGCCACUGCUGCCUCAACCCCAUCCUCUAUGCUUUUGUGGGCGUCAGGUACCGCCAUGACGCUUGCCGGGUCCUGCAUGACUUGGGCUGCCUGAGCCAAAACACCUUGCAGGGAAUCCUUGGCUCGCGGGGGACAGAGAGCACCACAGAGACCACCGUCUCCAUUGGCCGGCACCCAGCCUCUCCCUGCGCCAUGAAUCUCUUGGCCCCAUCUUCAGGCUCCCCUGCUCCCUCCUCGCCUUCUCCCCAAGUAGCCACUAGCCAAUGGCUCCGAGAGGAAGCCCCAGACUCUGCUUAGGCUGAGACGGUGGCCCAGCAAGAUGGAGUAGGAGCCAGCCUCGUCCAAUGAGCCAGAUGCCACCUUCUCGAGAGCCAGAGUCUCCUAUGCUCCUUGGGUGCGGGGAAGAUAUUCCUGCUACAUUGGCUCAUAGCCUGUGCUUAAAGGUGGUUUAGGGACCUGCUCUUGCUCAUGGCCAACAGAGUUCUUACUCCUCAGUGCCCUUUACCUUAGCCACAAAGGCCUGGAGAAUCGCCAGCGGCAAUGCAACCUGCCCCUCUCUCCCUUGCCCACUUGCCCUCUCUGUCCUGGGCAGCCCCAUGCCCUAGAACAAGGGUUCCCAAACUCUGGUCCUCCAGAUGUUUUGGACUUCAGUUCCCAGAAGCCCCAGCCAGCUUGUUUAACAGUCAGGAAUUCUGGGAGCUGAAGUCAAAAACAUCAGGAGUGGCAAAGUUUGGGAGCCGCUGCUCUAGAACAAGACUCUCCAACUGUCCAACUUGGCAGUCACAGACCGGGUUACUCUUCUGCCCCAUUUUUUUCGGUCCUACUUUUAAAAUGCCCUGGUUUCUCUUCCCAUCUCCCACUUUUUCCUUUGUCCUCAUUAUACUUCCAUUGCUGCAAAAGGAGUUCAGAUGCACCCAGUUGACUUGGCAAGAAGGGAGAGGUGAGGAGGACGCUCAGCCAUGGGUAAAUCCAGUACAUAAAUCCCAGGGCAGCUCUCUUAAAAGAGUAAUUCUGUAUGUUCCUCCUCAUUAAUGUUUAUCCUGUUCUUGCCGGGCCACAAUGCUUGUGCAAGAGUAGCUCUGGGGACCGAGUUCAAGAUGAAGAGAGCCAAAAGGGUACUUGACACACUGAAGUGCCCCUCCCCAGCAAGAAAAUUAUCAUCCUCAAUUAGGUAUUUUGCAUUUCAGAACUUCUUGGGCUUUUGCAAAUAAAAUAAAAUUGGAAACAGACUACUUUGUGCAAAAUGCAAUGCUUUCUAUGCAGAGUGAUCCUUAAAUGUGAACGUGUUGCAAAAAAAGGGGAGGGGGACUCAUAAUGUUUCUGAGUGGUGGAGAAAGACUUUUUGAAAUUAUUUGUUUAUGUACAUAAGAACAAAAUGAGCAAUUUUUUACAUCUCCAAAGGCAAGCAACCUGCUCAGGGAUUGGGGAUUUUUCUUUUGGGAAAUUUCCUGAUGCUCUAUUUUUCCAUGGAACUUUCCACACCAUAGAUAUGCAUUUAUUCCUAGUUCUCUGGGCUGCUGUACUUCAGUCACUUGUUCAGUCUAAUGAGUUAAAUACAAGCAUCUAGUCAUUAUACUAAGAAGUCAAGUUCCCCUGAUGCUCAGAGGAACAGAGGAACAAUUGCUCAGCUCAGCUUGUUUCUGUUUUGUGAAACCUUUCGUUUUUCCAUCAGUCACAAGUACAUGACAAAAGUUGCCUGUGCCUCAUAUCCAGCCUUUUUAGUGAAACAGGAUGUUAAAAACCAGUUGCACCGAGUCAGCUUUCUCUUUGCUUCAAAUGGAAGAAGUAGCACAGAAGUCAGACUUCAGCUAUACUUCAGCAAAGGAAAGUUGUAACUGGUGUCGCCAUAUGACCGGCCAGGAAAAGCUCCCUUCAGGCAUUUUUCCCUUUUCCAAAAAGAGUGUUCUUUCAUCUGUAACCUUGAUGGCUUUUAGCUUUUAACAAUAAACUUUCAACUGUAACCUUUUUGUUGUUGUUGUUAAAUAGAAGGGCAUAUGCUAUUCUCUUUACAAGAUUUCAAUUAUUCCAAUAAAACAAA